Messenger RNA from Rhizophagus irregularis DAOM 181602=DAOM 197198, 900 nucleotides. The record is from RefSeq and is a predicted model, not a curated record. NCBI's taxonomy places the organism in Eukaryota, Fungi, Glomeromycota, Glomeromycetes, Glomerales, Glomeraceae.
AAGUAAAAUUGUGGAUCAAUUGAUUUCCAAAAAUGAUUUAAAAUGGAUUCCUUAUGAUAAAUUUGAAAAUAUUGAAUAUCUUGAUAAAGGAGGAUUUGGUACUAUAUAUAAAGCUAAAUUUAGUAAUAUUGAAGUAAUUUUUAAAUAUUUUGAUUAUCUUAAUAAUUCAGAUGAAAGUUUAAAUGAAUUUUUAAAUGAAAUUCAAAUGAAAUUAUUAGAAUAUAUGGAUUUACAAAGGAUCCAGACACUUUGAAUUAUGUAUUAAUAAUGGAGUAUACAAAUAAGAAUAGUUUAAAAAGAUGUUUAACAGAAAUAACAAAAAAUUGGAAACAAAAAUUAUUUUGUUUAUAUCAAAUUAUUAAGGGUCUUUAUAUUAUUCAUGAAAAAGAUCUUAUUCAUUAUAACAUUCAUAAUGGUAAUAUUUUAUGUAACGAAUAUGAAGGAAAUAUAUAUGGGAUUUUUAUUAGUGAUUAUUUAGGAUUAUAUCAACUUGCAAAAUCUUUUUUAAAAGAAAAUGAUAUCUAUGGAGUUCUACCAUUCAUAGCACCUGAAAUUUUAAGAGGUCAACCUUACACUCAAGCUAGUGAUAUAUAUAGUUUUUCUAUAAUUAUGUGGGAAUUUACAUCUAAAAUAUCACCAUUUAAUGAUAAAGCACAUGAUCUUCAACUUGCUUUAAGUAUUUGUAAAGGUGAACGUCCUAAAAUUAUUGAAAAUACUCCACAAUUUUAUGUAGAUUUAAUGAAAAAAUGCUGGGAUGAAGAUCCAUUAAAAAGACCAUCUUCUAAAGAAGUUUUAGAUAUUAUUAAAAAUUGGAUUUUUUAUCCUCGGGAUAAGAAAAUUGAAGAUAUUAAUGAAGAAUUAAAAAGCAAUAUUAUGGAAUUUAUAAAUGCACCAAUUGAG